This is a messenger RNA of Amblyraja radiata (thorny skate), 7142 nucleotides long. Its product is annotated as myoferlin. The transcript is spliced from 54 exons. Gene Ontology annotation, biological process: plasma membrane organization. Bases 351 to 6476 code for a protein of 2041 amino acids. Lineage: Eukaryota; Metazoa; Chordata; Chondrichthyes; Rajiformes; Rajidae. The record is from RefSeq and is a predicted model, not a curated record. Gene Ontology annotation, cellular component: membrane.
GCUUAAACAAGGCUUUCCCGGGGCGUGUCCACGAAUUUUCCACUUUUUUUUCCCAAAUUCCAGAAGUUCCUUUUUAACUUUAGCGCGACGUGGCAAGGCUGUGUGCGGCAAGCCUUCUGUUGCUUCUUCAUCGGUGUUAACCCUUGGGUAGGUGGCGCAGGCAGGUACUGGCUCUCAGGUGUGGUAACCAAUCCGCCUCUACCUCGGGAUCUCCCAUGAAAGAUCUCCUCGUUAGUAAUUACAGAAUCAUUUCCCCGUUCACCACUGGGGAGGCGGUCGUCGCGCUGACGAUGUCGGGCUGAGCCUGGUCCUCGCAAACAUCUGGCUCUGCUGUUUCGGGGGAUGCCAAAAUGCUUCGUUUUAUCGUAGAAUCGGCCAGUAAUCUCCCAGAUACAACAUUCGGGACGCCCGAUCCGAUUGUAUCGAUCACUUUUAAAGGUGAAAAGAAGAAAACCAGGACAGUUGACAAUGAAUUGAACCCAGUGUGGAAUGAGAAAAUUGAAUUUGAUUUGAAGGGAGCGGCCCUAAAUGCUUCGUCAUCAAUUCUUGUUGUGGUUAAGGACCAUGAGACAAUUGGAAAAGAUAAGUUUAUUGGUUCUGCAACGGUAUCCUUGAGAGAUCUAGCAAGUGGUCAAAGGACAUUACCUUUGAAGAAUAUCUCUUUGCUCACUGAAAAGAAGCAGCCGACAGGGGGACAAAUAAGCCUGGUAGCCACUUAUGAACCACCUGCUGGAGCGGGAGCACCUAACUCAUCUGCACUUGAUGAUUCCGCUGCACAAGACUCUGGUGAAGGGGAUGAAGGUGAUGAAGGUGAUGUGGAGGGUGGAGACGGAGGGGUUACAGGACCCUCGGGUGUACCAUCCCAUCCAGCAACCAGAAGGCUUCGGAAGAGGAAAAGUAAGAGGCCGCUCUCCAACAAACCUCAGGAUUUCCAGAUUCGAGUGAGGAUAAUUGCCGCACGUCAGUUGGCUGGUAAUAAUGUAAAGCCUGUGGUUAAAGUGACGGUCUGCAAUGAGACUCAUCGGACGAGGAUUCGAAGAGGAAACAACCCCCACUUUGAUGAGAUUUUCUUCUUCAAUGUAAACCGGUCACCAGAGGAGCUAUUUGAUGAAUCGAUCCAAAUUAGAGUGUACAAUUCAUUUUCGUUGCGUUCAGAUUCAUUAAUGGGAGAAUUCAAGUUGGACAUUGGUUAUGUCUAUGAUGAGUCUGGACACGCUGUUUUGAGAAAAUGGCUCCUACUUCAUAAUCCUGAGGACCCCAGUACUGGAUCGAAAGGAUACUUGAAAGUCAGCUUCUUUGUCCUGGCCACAGGAGAUGAUCCUCCGGUUGAGAAAAAAGGGAAAUCUGAAGAUAGCGAUGAUGUUGAAAGCAACCUGCUGCUUCCUGCAGGCCUCACUCUUCGAUGGGUGACUUUCCUUCUGAAGAUCUACAGAGCAGAAGACAUUCCACAAAUGGAUGAUGCCUUUGUAGAAAGUGUGAAGUCGUUAUUUGGAGCAGGCACAGACAAGAAAAACCUAGUGGAUCCAUACGUGGAAGUUAGUUUUGCUGGGAAAAAGCUUUGUACAAAGAUAAUAGAAAAGAAUGCAAAUCCAGAGUGGAACCAAGUUAUCAACCUUCAAGUCAAGUUUCCAUCGAUGUGUGAGAAACUACGCUUGACUGUUUUUGAUUGGGAUCGGGUGACUGGAAAUGAUGCAAUUGGGACGGCGUAUUUGUUCCUGACCAAGAUAGCUUCAUCCGGAGGAGAAGUUGAAGAUGAUGAGGGAACUGGGGCUUCUCCAGCAAUUGAAGGGGAUACGGGAGAAGAAUCAGUAGGGUUUCUUCCAGCUUUUGGCCCUUCGUUCAUCAACUUUUAUGGGAGCCCUCGGGAAUUCACUGGCCUGCCUGAUCCUUACGAAGACUUGAACCAUGGGAAGGGUGAAGGCGUUUCAUAUCGUGGCCGACUAUUAGUUGAACUCCACACACAGCUUGAAGGUAGUCCAGAGAAGAAGCUGGAAGACAUACCAAGUGAUGAUGUUUUGGUUGUUCAGAAAUAUCAACGCCGACGCAAGUACAGUCUUUGCGCUGUCUUUUAUGCUGCGACUAUGCAGCAAGAAGUUGGAGAUGCCAUUCAGUUUGAAGUCAGCAUUGGUAAUUAUGGGAAUAAAUUUGACAAGACCUGCAGGCCUUUGGCUUCCACCACUCAGUACAGUAGAGCGGUGUUUGAUGGUAACUACUACUACUUUCUACCUUGGUCAAGCACAAAGCCUGUGGUGACACUCACUUCGUUCUGGGAGGACAUCAGUCACAGGUUGGAUUCUGUGAACAUCCUCUUUAAAAUGGUCCACAGACUGGAAGUGAACUUAACAAAAUUGAAGACAGCUGUGCUGGCCAAAGUUUCAGAAGAUUUACUAGCUGAAUUCUGGUUCAAAGUUAUUGAACAGAUUAUAGAAGAAUGCAGCCAACCCUUGCCAGGUAUUGAAGGUAGACCUAAUGUGACCCAACUCGAUUUGCAAAUCCACAAGCUGCGUACAAACACACUGGCAUCUAUUGUUGAAUCCGCAAUAACCUGGCGAAACGAAGCAAGUGAUCCCAAGGAAACAAUCCCUGAUAUGGAAAGCUGGCUAGAGGACCUCAAAUCAUUGUCUGAGGAGCCACAAAACAGCAUGCCCGAUGUUAUCAUCUGGAUGAUAUGCGAUGAGAAACGAGUUGCCUAUGCACGAAUUCCAGCUCAUGAACUGCUCUACUCAACUACAAGUGAGGAAGCUUGUGGCAGAUACUGUGGAAAGACACAGACCAUAGUCUUGAAGUAUUUGGAAGACAAGUACAAAGGUUCCAAAAUACCAUCUCAGUUGCGGGUUCGCUUUUGGCUUGGACUUUCGGCCGUGGAGAAAAAAUUCAACAGCUUUUCUGAAGGAAACUUCAGUGUAUUUUCGGAAUUGUACGAAAACCAAAUCCAGCUUAUGGGCAAAUGGGGCACUACUGGGCUUGUGGGCCGCCACAAGUUUUCUGAUGUGACAGGUAAAAUAAAGCUGAAGAAAGAGAGCUUCAUGCCCCCGAAAAGCUGGGAAUGGGAAGAAGACUGGUUCAUUGAUCCUGAAAGAAGUUUGCUAACAGAAGCUGAUGCUGGCCACACGGAAUUUAUUGAUGAAGUCUAUGAAAAUAACGCUCGCUAUCCUGGGGCUGAAUGGAAAAUAGCAAAGGAGCCUUACACUGAUGUGAACGGAGAAAAGAGUUUAUCAAAAGACGAAUUUGAACCUCCAGCAGGGUGGAACUGGAUGGAUGAGUGGGAGUAUGAUGUCAACCGAGCUGUUGAUGAGAAUGGUUGGGAAUAUGGACUAACCAUUCCCCCAGAUGACAAACCUAAAUCCUGGGUUUCAACGGAGAAAAUGUAUCUCACACAGAAGCGCCGACGCUGGGUGCGAAGACGCAAAAAGGACAAACAGCAAAGUGUACAUUCAUCGAAGACCAAGUCACCUGACCAGGAUUCAGAAGGAUGGGAAUAUGCAUCUCUAAUUGGCUGGAACUUUCACAUGAAGAAGCGGAAAUCUGACACUUACAGGCGUCGAAGAUGGAGGAGGAAGAUGGCACCAUCUGGGCAAUUGAAGGAUGCUGCAAUCUUCCGAUUGGAAGGUGCUCUUGCUCCACCUCCUGGCGAGGAUGAUGAUAAAUCACCAACAGACUCGAUAUUUGGAGGAAGUGCUCCUACGAUCUCCUGCGUGUUUGACCGGCCCUCGAUCUUUCAUCUCCGUUGCUAUAUUUUUCAAGCACGAAAUAUGACUGCUAUGGACAAAGACAGCUUUUCCGACCCAUAUGCUCAUGUUUCAUUUCUUCAUCAAAGCAAGACAACUGAGGUCAUCAAAUCGACACUCAACCCAACCUGGGACCAGUCCCUAAUUUUCAAUGAUAUUGACAUCUAUGGUGAUCCCUUAAAUUUGAUUCAUAGUCCGCCAAAUGUGGUCAUUGAAAUAUAUGAUGAAGAUCAAGUGGGAAAAGAUGAAUUUUUGGGCAGGUGCCUUUGUCCCCCAAUUGUGAAGCUGGAUCCAAGCACAGACGUGACACCCAAGCUUCUCUGGUAUCCUGUGAAGAUGGGUGACAAGAAAUGUGGGGAGCUCCUCAUCGCUGCUGAACUGAUGUUGAAAGAUAAACCAGAUGGGUCAAAUUUGCCACUUCUGCCUCCAAUCCGGUCAGGUACACUGUAUAUGGUGCCACAAGGAAUCAGACCAGUUGUGCAGCUUACUGCAAUUGAAAUCCUGACGUGGGGGUUACGGAACAUGAAGACCUACCAGCUGGCAGCCGUGUCUUCUCCAAGCCUCGUUGUAGAAUGUGGCGACAAAUAUUUGGAAUCUGCUGUGAUCAAGAGCCUUAAAAGAUGUCCCAAUUUCCCCCGCUCUGUCCUCUUCAUGAAAGUGUAUCUUCCGAAAGACGAAAUGUACACACCUCCUAUUGUCAUCAAGGUAAUUGACCACAGGCCAUUUGGACGCAAACCUGUGGUUGGACAAUGCACAAUUUAUACUUUGAAAGAAUUUCGGAUUGACGCCUAUACUGAAAAAGUAUCUGUCGGAAUGCACUCAAAAGCGUCUAUUCUUUCAAGUGCUCGUGAUUGUGUUAUUGAUGUGGAAGACAACCAGAAGCCCCUCCUGGAAUCGCAGAUUGCUAAGGAGGAUGAUUCAAUCGAUUGGUGGAGCAAGUUUUAUGCAUCUGUAGGAGAGCAUGACCGAUGUGGCAAAUACCUUCAGAAAGGUUAUGAUAUGCUGAAGGUGUAUGACACAGAACUGGAGAAUGUCCCUGAAUUCAAGAAGCUGACUGAUUUCUGUCAGACCUUUAAACUCUUCAGAGGGAAAGCGGAGGAUGAUGAAGACCCAUCAGUUGUGGGUGAAUUUAAGGGUUCCUUCAAAAUUUACCCUUUAAGUGAUGAUCCAGGUAUUAAAAUGCCUGCACGUCAGUUUGUAGAGCUUCCCGAUAGUGGAACGCAAGAAUGUUUGGUGCGAAUCUACAUCAUUCGGGCUAUUGACUUGCAGCCGAAAGAUAGUAACGGCAAGUGUGACCCAUUUGUGAAGGUCAGCUUGGGUAGAAAAUCAAUAGAAGAUCGAGAUAAUUAUGUACCCAAGACAUUGAACCCAGUGUUCGGCAGGAUGUUUGAGAUUAGUUGCAAUUUACCGACGGAGAAAGAUCUCAAGAUUGCACUCUACGAUUUUGAUUUGUUGUCACGUGAUGAAAAGGUUGGGGAGACCAUUAUUGAUUUGGAAAACAGACUUUUAUCACGAUUUGGAGCUUGUGCUGGAUUGCCUCAAUCACAUUAUAUUUCUGGAAUAAAUGCCUGGCGCGAUCAGCUGAAGCCAUCCCAGCUGCUGCACAAUUUGGCCAAGAUGAAGGGUCUUUCUCCGCCUGUGAUCUCGAGCACCAGCCUCUCCUACAAUGGUCAGGAAUACGUGCUAAGUGAAAUUGAAAAUAACAAAACUCUAAAUGAGCAUCUUGGACCUCCAGAGGAGCGUCUGGCACUUUAUGUUUUGCGACAACAAGGACUUGUACCAGAGCAUGUGGAAUUGAGGACCUUGUACAGCACCUUCCAACCCAACCUUACACAGGGAAAAAUACAGAUGUGGGUGGACAUUUUCCCAAAGAGUCUCGGCCCACCCGGACCACCAUUUGAUAUUACACCCCGAAAGCCCAAAAAGCAUUUCCUUCGCUGUGUAAUAUGGAAUACUAGUGAUGUCCUUCUGGAUGAAAAAAGUAUUACUGGAGAAGAGAUGAGUGAUAUCUAUGUUAAAGGCUGGAUCGGUGGGCUUGAAGAUGAAAAGCAGAAGACAGAUGUGCACUACAGGUCUCUAGGAGGAGAAGGAAACUUCAAUUGGAGAUUUAUUUUCCCAUUUGAAUACCUCCCAUCCGAGCAGCUUUGUGUCGUAGCCAAGAAGGAAAACUUUUGGAGUCUUGACAAAACAGAGUUCAGGACACCUCCUAAACUAUUCAUUCAAAUCUGGGACAAUGAUAAAUUUACCAUGGACGACUAUUUGGGUUACCUUGAGUUGGACCUGAACUCAACAAUAAGCCCAACGAAAACGGCCAAAGGAUGUGACCUGGACAUGCUGCCAGAUACGAAGGAUCCUGGUGCUAAAGCUCCUAAACUGACCUCACUUUUUUCUCAGAAGUCGUUAAAUGGUUGGUGGCCAUGUGUUCAAGAGAAAGAUGACAAACGUAUUUUGGCUGGUAAAGUUGAAAUGACAUUGGAGAUUAUCACUGAACAAGAGGCUGACGAAAAACCUGCUGCCAAAGCAAGAGAUGAACCCAACAUGAACCCAAAACUGGAUCCUCCAAAGCGUCCAGAAACGUCUUUCCUGUGGUUCACCAGCCCUUGUAAGACGUUGAAAUACAUCAUCUGGCGCCGAUUCAAAUGGAUAUUUCUCGGGAUCUUAAUACUGCUGUUUGUAGUUUUGUUCCUCGGGAUCUUCUUUUACUCAUUGCCGAACUAUCUAUCCAUGCGAAUUGUGAGUCCGGUCUAAAGGAGUUAUGGCUGUCUGGCCCUGCUAUUAAAUAGCUGGUCCAGGAACAUUCACUUCAUAUGUCUACAACCUCGUGGCCUAAAGGAUAGAAAUGAACUGAGGUUAGGAAAGCGACAAGAUCUACAUUUACCAAGGUUAGCCAAGGUUCAUGGGGUCAUGACUGGGCCAUUUAUCAAGUGAUGCCAUGUUAAUGUGCUGCCCCUGAUGAGCGGGACCCUGCUGGUUUAAUCCCAGCCUUUCUGCAAUCGACUGUUUGUUUAGCAGGUGCCUCUCUAGUUAUGAAAUACCAGGGAUGAUUUUUUUGUUUGUUUUGAACGAUGACCUAAGUUGAAAUGUUAUAAAACAAUAACUAUUCAAGGUGGCUGGUUUGCUAAUCUGUUACAGUAUAGAUUAAUAAAUGUGCAGAUUUAUGGGACUUUAUAGAAUAUUUUAUGAAAUAACCUUUAACUCACAAGUGCAAAUGCUUCCACAAUGCAUGUGCCCUGCAGGAAUGGAGAAAACUGGUAGUGUAGAAUAUUGUACUAGUCAAAAGCUCCAGUGCUUCCUGAAUUUACCCACAUACUGCAUAUGAAUUUGAACCAAAUGUGUAAUUUAAAUGCGGAUAAGUGUUAUUAAUCAAUAUGCACCCUCUGUAUUCUGUUAGUUGCUUAUAAAUCAUUUCAUCAA